Molecule: messenger RNA, 1514 nt
Organism: Linepithema humile (Argentine ant)
Lineage: Eukaryota; Metazoa; Arthropoda; Insecta; Hymenoptera; Formicidae
Product: zinc finger protein 277
Source: RefSeq, a predicted model, not a curated record
UCUGUUUAUCUUACUGCCACCUAUAAAGAUCGUGAAUGCUGAAUAAAAGAGCUCGUUCACAGAAUUUAUAGAAUAAAAUAUUUCUUGAAUAAUCUUCUGAAAAAUUUUCUAAUAUAUUAACCAAGAAAAUAAGUGAAAUUAAAAUAAGUGAAAGUGUGCUAUAAUUAUAAUAUUGUAUAUUGGAGUUACACUGUGUUAUAAUUCAUCAUAACCAUAUUGCACAUAAUGUAUAAAUCUCAAUUUAUUGGCCUGGAUGAUGCACCAUGCGACACAAAAUGCCUGUUGUGCGAUUGUACAUUUGUUCUUCCAACAAAUGAAACAGAUUUUCUUACACAUUUAUUUAAGAUACAUCGUCUCGUUAUAGGAGAUGUUUGGAAAAUAGCUAGUUUAAAAAAUUAUGUACACUAUUGGAAUGUAAAAUUUAAAGAAGCACCACUGACAACUUAUUGUACUACAUUGUUAAUGGAUUGCACACCAGAUGGUCAAUCAAGUAAAAAUGAACGUUAUUUCUUGCUUUCUGAUUGUUUAUCAGAAGACAAAACUUUAAGAGAUGAAAUACAUCAGGCUAAACUUGAAUGGGCAUUGGCACAACAAGAGAUUGAGCGCACAGAUAUAAAUUUUAAACGUGGUUGUAUGUUUUGUCGCAUGGAAUUUUGUGGAUCACGUGCUGCGUAUAUUAAACAUCUUUAUGAAAAACAUAAUCUACAUCUUGGCAAGCCAGAAAAUUUAAUAUUUCUUGAUGAACUUUUGGACAAAAUUCAAAACACUAUUGAAAGCUUAAUAUGUAUUUACUGUGAGAAAACAUUUAAGGAUCGUUCAGUGUUAAAGGAGCAUAUGCGAAAGAAAUUUCACAAAUGUGUAAAUCCUAAUAACAAAAUGUAUGAUAAAUUUUAUAUAAUUAAUUAUCUAGAGCCAGGAAGGACUUGGAAACAAAGACAGGAUAAUUUAGAGAAAACUCCAGAUCCAGAAGGUGGCAGUAGUGGAAAUGAAGAUGAAGAAACUUCCUGGUCUGAUUGGAAUGAAGAAUCUAUUACAAUAAUAUGUUUAUUUUGUAAUUAUAGCAACAAUGAAUUUACCUAUAUCUUGACCCACAUGAAAGAAGCACAUAGCUUCGACUUUGAGGAAACAGUCAAAGAUUUGACCUUUUAUCAGAAGGUAAAAGUCGUCAAUUAUAUAAAAAGGCAAAUUCAAUUACAACGAUGUAUUUCCUGUGAAAUAGAAACAGAUAAUGUUUUAGAGCAUAUGAAAAAUCAGCAGCAUUAUAAAAUUGCUGCACAAAAAGUUUGGGACCAACCAGAAUAUUAUUUUCCUAUGUCAGAAAAUGAUUCAUUUUUAUAUAAUCUUGAUGCAACUAGUAAUAGCGAUGAAGAAAAUGAUGUUCAAAAUCUUACUGAAGCAGUAUCUAAUUUAUGAACAUUGAUUUUUACUAGAUAGAAACCGGAUUCUCGUACAAAAUUCUACUAGCUUUCAAUUAUUUUAUUAUGUCAAGCAUUAUUAUCAUGUUUAUUAUUAAA